Messenger RNA from Bombus pascuorum, 4873 nucleotides. RefSeq names its product AP-3 complex subunit delta-1 (gene garnet). The transcript has 15 exons. The record is from RefSeq and is a predicted model, not a curated record. NCBI's taxonomy places the organism in Eukaryota, Metazoa, Arthropoda, Insecta, Hymenoptera, Apidae. Bases 278 to 3847 code for a protein of 1189 amino acids. Gene Ontology annotation, biological process: synaptic vesicle budding from endosome; anterograde synaptic vesicle transport; Golgi to vacuole transport. Gene Ontology annotation, cellular component: endosome membrane; membrane coat; terminal bouton.
AACUUGACAUUAAAUAUAGAAUCAUUUUGAUUUAGUGCGCUUUAUAUUUUUGUAUUAAAUAACCAAUCGAAACAAACGGUUUGAUCGCCGUGGGACUUUCUUAUCCGCCGAUCUGUCAAAAAAUGUAAAUCUAAGACUGUGAUUGAAGUUUAAGGUUUCUAACAUACGGUAAUGCAAUCGGAGCAAGUUAUCCGAUUAAGUCGGAAUAUUAGGCGGAUGUAGGAGGAAAGCUUUUAAGUGAUACUGGGAAUAUACUAUUUAUUUUUUAAAUGCCAUUAUGGCUUUGCGUAAAGUAAAAGGAAACUUUGAACGUAUGUUCGAUAAAAAUCUGACCGAUUUAGUACGUGGAAUUAGGAACAAUAAAGAAAAUGAGGCAAAAUAUAUUGCACAAUGUAUAGAAGAAAUUAAACAAGAAUUGCGACAAGAUAAUGUAGCAGUCAAAGCAAAUGCUGUGGCAAAGCUAACAUAUCUUCAAAUGUUAGGGUAUGAUAUUAGCUGGGCUGGUUUCAACAUAAUCGAGGUGAUGUCAUCUGCAAAAUUUACAUAUAAACGAAUUGGAUAUUUGGCGGCAAGUCAAAGUUUUCAUGCAGAUACAGAACUGUUGAUGUUAACUACCAAUAUGAUUCGCAAAGAUUUAAAUAGUCAAAACCAGUAUGAUGCUGGUUUAGCUCUGAGUGGUCUGUCUUGCUUUAUAAGUUCAGAUCUUGCACGUGAUUUAGUUAAUGAUAUAAUGACAUUAUUAACAUCUACAAAGCCGUAUCUACGCAAGAAAGCUGUACUAAUGAUGUACAAAGUCUUCUUACGAUUUCCAGAGGCCUUGCGGCCUGCAUUUCCUAGAUUGAAAGAAAAGUUGGAAGAUCCUGAUAGUGGUGUACAAAGUGCUGCUGUUAAUGUAGUUUGUGAAUUGGCAAGAAAAAAUCCAAAAAAUUAUCUAAGUUUAGCACCUGUUUUUUUCAAACUUAUGACUACAUCCACCAACAAUUGGAUGCUGAUAAAAAUUAUUAAGUUGUUUGGCGCAUUGACACCUCUAGAACCUAGGCUUGGCAAAAAAUUAAUAGAACCCCUUACAAAUUUGAUACACAGUACAUCUGCAAUGUCCCUACUAUAUGAAUGUAUAAAUACAGUAAUAGCUGUAUUAAUUUCAAUUUCAUCUGGUAUGCCAAACCAUUCUGAUUCGAUACAGUUAUGUGUUCAAAAAUUGAGGAUAUUGAUAGAAGAUUCUGAUCAAAAUUUAAAAUAUUUGGGAUUGUUAGCAAUGUCGAAAAUUUUAAAAACUCAUCCAAAAAGUGUACAAGCUCACAAAGAUCUUAUAAUGCAAUGCUUGGAUGAUAAAGAUGAAAGUAUAAGAUUGCGUGCCUUGGAUUUACUAUAUGGAAUGGUUUCAAAAAAGAAUUUAAUGGAGAUAGUUAAAAAGUUAAUGGUUCAUAUGGAUAAAGCUGAAGGCACUGCUUACAGAGAUGAAUUACUUUCAAAAAUUAUUCAGAUAUGUUCGCAGAAUAAUUACCAAUUUGUUACUUAUUUUGAAUGGUACAUAUCUGUAUUGGUUGAACUUACAAGAAUGGAAGGUACCAAACAUGGACCAUUAGUAGCAACUCAAUUACUCGAUGUAGCAAUUCGUGUCCAAGCUAUACGAAAAUAUGCAGUUCAACAAUGUGCCUUAUUGCUAGAAAAUUCAUACCUUUUAACAGGUCAACCAAGAGCAACAAUGUCUGAAGUUUUAUACGCUGCUGCAUGGAUUUGUGGAGAAUUUUCUAGUGAACUAGAGGAUCCUAUAGUAACAUUACAAUCAAUGUUACGAUCACAAGCUUCCAGUUUACCAGGACAUAUUCAAGCCGUUUAUGUUCAUAAUAUUUUAAAACUUGCAACAGCAACAUUAUGUGAAGCUGUAAAAGAUGGAGAUACAGAGACUAUGGAACAGAUUUUUGCACUAAAAGAUAAAAUAGCUGCAUUUGUAUGCAGCGGGGAUUUAGAAGUUCAAGAAAGGUCUAGUUCUGUAUUGGUUUUACUUGAAUGUUUAAAAGAAAGUCCUGGUUUGGCAGAAGAAUUAAUGGAAGCAUUUGAAGGAGAGCUUAAUCCUGUUGCGCCAAAAGCACAAAGAAAGGUGCCAAUUCCUGAGGAUCUGGAUUUAGAUUCAUGGAUCAAUGAUCCACCAUCAGAAAGUUCAGAUUCAGAAGAUCAAGAUAUGAAUGACAUUUUCGUUAAGACAGAGAAAAUGAACGAUUCCUAUUCUAAACGAGAAUUUAAUGAACCAUCAGCAGAGGAACUUCAAAAACGACGUGAAGCUAGAAAAUUAGAACAACAAAACAAUCCACAUUAUUUAAAAGGCACAUUCAAGAAUUCCACAUCAUAUCAUAACUCAUCAAAUAUUUAUGAGGAGUUUGAAAACAUUCCUGUGACGGAAUUAGAUAUUCCAGUUUCUUUAAAAAUUACGAAUAAUCAUAAAAGAUACAAAGUACAUGGCAAGAAGAAGAAGAAGACUAAGAAAAGUAAAAAGACUACUUCAGAAGAUGAACAGGAUGAUAUUUAUCCUAUUCAAGUGGUGAAUACUGGGAUUGGUGAAUUACCACCAGGUGCAGAAUUAAGUGAUAGCGAUGACUAUGACCAUGUUGAUGUAAAUGACCCACACAGAGCCUUAAAUAUUGAUUUGGAUCUACCUUUGAGGGAUGAUGAAAGAUUACCUGUAUCAGAACAUAGAGUUAAUGAAAAUAAUUUAGUUCAAGAAACUACUGAAUCUAAAGGAAAGAGAAAGGAAAAAGGGCAUAAAAAAUCAAAGAAGAAAGUUAAAGAAGUCAAAGGAAAACGUUAUGACAAUCAAUUACAACUUACUGAUAUGUGGUUAGAAAAUAAUACUUCCACAGGAAAUAUUCAGCCGCCUGUUGCUAACGAGUAUACGGAGGUUUUCAGUGAAAAGGAAUCAGAAUGGAAAGAUGCUAAACGCAAGAAGUCAAAAAGUCAAGAAAAGCAUAAAAAAACGGACGAGGACUCGAAGCAUAGAAAAUCAAAAAGAUCGAAAAUUAAAAAAGAGUCUUUAAAAAAAUCUUCAGAUUAUGAAGAAACUGCUGGAAUCUCGACACCGUCUAAAGAAAUAUUACCAGAUUUAAGAUACAAUUUUUCAAAUUCUGAAGAUAAUACAAUAUUAGAACCAGUUACUUCGUACGAAGAAUUAGCUAAAAAUAAAGUGCUAUCUAUAGCAUACGAAUUGAAACAAGUUCCUCACGAGUCAAAUAAAUUAGUUGCGUCAAUACUCAUUACGAAUAAUUGUCAGAAGCUUGUAAAAGAAUUAGUUUUUGAUGUUCCAGAUACAUCGUCAUUGAGAUUAAUGAGAAAUAUUGGAGAUGAAUUUGGUAUAAAACUGCCAUUCCAAUUGUCUCCACAAACCAGUAAAGAAACGCAGUUUACUAUUUUAAUCUCAGAUGUAACAUUUGCUCAGAGGUUGAGAGGCACGCUUACAUACAUGUUAGAAAGCAAAGAAAGUACAUUGCAAGAGAAACUUGACUUUACUAUGCAUUUAACUUGCAGUAAGUUCAUGGUCGGCCAUCUUUCACAUAAGGAUAUAUUAACAGAAUUACUUAAAAGUGGUCAACUUGUAUACAAAGUUAGGAAAGAAAUGGUCCUUUCUCAAGAUUUUGAUGUUAUUUUAAAUUUAAUUUGUUGUAAAUGUAACCUUACACUCGUGGAACAAAUUAAUGAUACUGCAUCUUUAUAUGGACACUCUUUGAAAGGACAUCAUGUGUGCCUUUUAUUAAAGUAUAACAAGUCAUCAGGCAAUUUGGUAAUUGAAGGUAAAGGUGACAACAACACGUUAUUGUCAGGAAUUGGAGAAGAAAUUUUAAGGAUUCUAACAUAAUAUUGAAAUAAACUGAAGUGUCCGUAUUUUAUGAGUCCUAUUCUCAUUCAUUGCAGCCGUGUUCAUUGCGUAACUCAAUAGUAAAAUGAACAUUCUAUAUUAUAUAUAUAAAAUAAUGGCUAUAGAAAUCGUAUCCGCAAACUUAUCAAAUAUUUUCAGAAAAAGAUCUUAACUAAACUUUACAUCUAAUUUAGGUAAACAAAUUUCUAACAUAUGCAUGUAAACAUACACAAGUAUGUGUAUAAAUAGACACAUGUAUAAUUAUCUAUAUGUGUAUGUAAGAUAAAGUUUUAAGAAGAGGGAAGAGAGAUUUAUUAUCAGAAAUUGAAGACAUCAGAAAGGAAGUAGUUUAUUUUAUUUGCAUGCAAUUUCAGUUUAUGAACUCAAGUGCAAUAAUAAGAUAGUAGAUUAUAAAAUGAAAUAUUUAUUUUAAUAAACUUUAUCAUUUAACUUCAAAUAGAAGUUUCAAAUCGAGAAGUUUCUGUGUAAUUUACUAUAUGUAAAUAUUACAUAUUAAUAACAAUUUUCUUAAAAAUUAGUCAUGUUUCAUAUUAAUAUAAAUAAAACAUGUUUGUAUAGCUCAGAUUAUUGAAAUACUAAACUAUUUUGCCAAAGUGAAGGAGAAGUAUAAUAAACUUUUUAUGUGAAAUAUUAUUUGUAAGAGUAUUCAUCUGUAAAGUAAUCCAAAAUAUCUUAAUAAAUUACAAAUAUUGUAUAUUAAAAAGUAACUACUUAUACACUGAUAUCUUCAAUUUUGUGUUUAUUGAAGGAUUAAUAUCAUAAUUACAUUGUUGAACUACUGAUUAAACUGUAAAAUACAUCAUGGAUACUCGCGACUCGUGUGAAUGUACAUCGAUGUUUCUCAGCGGAGUGUAUACUUUCUUCAUGUAAUGACUUUGUAAUAUCAAUAAUUUAAUACACAUAAGGUUUUAUGAUAAGCAUAUAAAUAUGCAAUAUAGUAACACAUGGAACACCAAAUGUAAAUAGCCAAUACUUGUAUGCUAUAAACAAUAUCUUUAUUUUAAA